Messenger RNA from Sycon ciliatum, 2064 nucleotides. RefSeq lists its product as uncharacterized. The transcript is spliced from 2 exons. The coding region runs from base 1 to 1404 and encodes 467 amino acids. Gene Ontology annotation, molecular function: nucleic acid binding. The record is from RefSeq and is a predicted model, not a curated record. Lineage: Eukaryota; Metazoa; Porifera; Calcarea; Leucosolenida; Sycettidae.
AUGCAAGGGCAGCAGCUUGAGAAUUUCGUCUCUGCUGACGACAUGGAGAAAGCGAAGGCGGUCUGGGCUCAGGACAUUCAGAGAGAGGCAACCCAAGACCCGAAGUAUGCGAACUGGGUUCGUGAGUUCGGUAUUUACGAAGACAACAGCGGUGUUCUGCGAUGUCGUGGAAGACUGCAGAAUGCGAAACUCACGUUCGGUCAGAUCCACCCAGUUCUACUGCCAGCCAACCACCCGUACACCAGUCUUGUUGUGGUACGUUGCCAUGGAAUUGUUGGCCACAAUGGUGUCAAGGAGACGCUGACAGAAGUACGAAGUCAGCAUUGGAUUGUCCGAGGUCGCCAAGUUGUACGUCGACUUAUCAACCAAUGCACAACCUGCAAGCGACACGAGGGUCCAUCAUACUCUACGCCAGAAGCACAACCGCUACCUCAGUUCCGUACAACCGUGGACUUUCCGUUCACGUACACAGGCGUGGAUUUUGCUGGUCCCCUGUACGUGAAGGAUGGCAAUGAGACCCGCAAGGCUCCGAACGGCAAGACGUUCAAGGCAGCCGCGAAGUCGCUGGAAGGACUGUUCACCGUGGAAGAAGUGGCUAGUCGCUUGGCAGACCACGGCGUACGUUGGACCUUCAAUCUGGAGAAGGCCCCCUGGUGGGGCGGGUUCUUUGAGAGAACGCUGAGAUGUGUCAAGCGUUGUCUCAAGAAGAUCCUACACCUCUCCAAGGUGACGUACGAGGAACUGCUCACAACAUUGCUGGAGAUAGAGGCAAUCUUGAACAGCCGGCCUCUCUCGUAUGUGUCUUCAGAGGACAUGGAAGAACCACUUACUCCAUCCCACCUCAUCUACGGCAGACGAGUGCUGUCCUGCCCCAUGAUUGACCCGGAUGAUGUCGACCUGGCCACCGUGCAACGGGAUGAUGUGUUGCGUCGCCUGGUCCACAUCAAACAGCUGACCGAUCACUUCUGGACAAGGUGGCAAGCAGAGUACUUGCUGGAGCUCCGCAAUGCUCACCGAAAACCAAAGUCUGCAAGUCGCGGAGCCGAAGUUGGCGUGGGAGAUAUUGUGGUCAUACACGAGGAUGGUGUGGCCCGCGGGUUAUGGAAUUUGGCAAGAGUGGAGAAGUUGCUGCCAAGCAAGGAUGGACAAGUCCGCGGAGCAGUCGUGAAACACACCACCAAAGGCGGUCGCGUGACAUGUUUGCGCCGUCCACUGCAACGGUUGUAUCCCGUUGAGUUAGGCGAGCACCGUGAGAGUAACACACCCGAUGACGUCACAUCCGCUGAUUCAGUGGUACCAGCGCCCGUCACUCAGCCAUCUGUACCGGAGCCGAGGGCAUCUAGAGCGGCAGCCACUCGAGCGAACAGUCUGCGGCAGCAGUUGAUCCUGCAAGGCAGAGUAUGACAAUCUGUUAUUUAUGUUCGCUGCUCUCUCUCUCUCUCUCUCUCUCUCUCACACACACACACACACACACACUCCUUUUUUUUGGAUUACGCAUUUGACCAGUAAUACUUGCAAUAUCAUAAGUAUUCGUUGUUGAGCUACAAUACAUGCAUUCGUUCAGCCUUAUGUAUCUCAACGGAGGGAGUGUUAGAUAUUGCAUGCGUCUUCACUCUGUACAUUGACACUUGAUUUGACAGCUGCAUGCAUCUCUUGUAUUUAUGGCUACCGUGUGUUACCGUCGGACAACAUUACGAUUUAUUGUUACAUGUACGUUCUAUGUCAAGUCAACCCUGUUCCCAUUCGUUUUCUAGUUCUAUACUUACUGCCAUGACUUGUCCCGUUUAUGGUUAUACAGUCUUCUUCUUUUCCUGUCUUAUUGCUUUCGUUUACCGGAGACUUCUACGGUAUGUCUAUAUUCGCCUCCACGAUGUCCUUAUCCUGACACUAGCAUUUUCUGCGUCGCGUACGGCUGGUGGGAAUAUCUACUCCAGCCGUCGUGAUGUAGGCGCUUCCUCAUCAUUACUACUUGGAGGACAGUCACGAGUUUGAGUAUCUCUGAUACUAAUGAUAAUGAUUCUUACUGAAGUAUGAGGAGAAUUGUUUCCGAGUGGAAAGACACUG